AUGGGAGGCAUCGCCCACCCCUUUAUGCUAUUCGCUUUUCUGUUCGUCGCAUUUGCCUCGACGGCAUCUGCAGCAUCGGCAGUGCUAGGAAUUGAUCUCGGCGGUACAUACAUCAAAGCAGCAAUCGUAAAGCCCGGAGUUCCCCUCGAUAUCGUUCCCACCAAGGACUCAAAACGCAAAGAGGCCGCUGUUGUUGGUUUCAAGCCUGUAUCUGGUUCCGCUCUCGAAUUUGGCUCAUACCCGGAAAGACUUUACGGCGGAGAUGCUCUAGCCCUUGGUGGUCGCUUCCCUAGCGAUGUCUUCACAAACCUCAAGUCCCUCCUCGGCCUCGUUCCUGGCGAACACGCCGACAACAUGAUCAAAAACUACCACGCACGCCACCCCGCAAUCAAGUCAAACUUUGAGGAAGAGAAGGGAGCAGUCUCGUUCGUUCCCAGUGCCUUCAGCUCAUCUGAAGCACCAUGGAGCCUCGACGAGCUGCUGGCCAUGGAGCUCAAGAACAUUCGCACAAAUGCCGAGGCCAUGUCUGGCGGCAAGGGAGGCUCUGUCACAGACGCCGUCAUCACUGUUCCCGUCCACUGGACUGCCGAUGAGAGACGUGCCAUCGAACGUGCCGCUGAUCUGGCUGGCAUCAACAUUAUGAGUCUUGUCAGCGACGGACUGGCUGUUGGUAUCGAUUACGCCGUCAAGCGCACUUUCCCUAGUGUCAGCAAGGGCGAGAAGCCCGAGUACCACAUGGUCUUUGACAUGGGUGCCGGUUCGACGACUGCUACUGUACUCAGAUUCUCUUCCAAGGACGUCAAGGACAUUGGUCGCUUCAACAAGACUAUUCAAGAGGUCGCCGUCAUGGGUGCUGGCUGGGACAGGACUCUUGGAGGAGACGAGCUCAAUGCACUUAUUGUGGACUACCUCGUCGACAGUUUUGUCGCUAAACCCCAGGCUGUCAAGGCUGGCAUCACUGCCGAAGAGGUCAAGAGCCACGGUAGAACAGCUUCCAAGAUUUGGCGUGAAGCCGAGCGCGCAAGACAGGUUCUCAGUGCCAACUCUGACGUUAGAUCGAGCUUCGAGGGCUUGUACAAGGACAUCGACUUUGCUACCAAGCUCACCAGAGCCGAGUUUGAGAAGAUGGCCGCCUCUCAAGCUGACCGUAUUGAGGCACCUGUUCAACAGGCUCUGGAUGCUGCUAAACUGUCUUUCAAGGAUCUUGACUCUGUCAUUCUUCACGGCGGAGCUAUCAGAACACCAUUUGUUCAGAAGAAGCUCGAGUCCAUGACUGGCAAGAACACCGAAGUUCGCAGCAACGUCAACUCCGAUGAAUCGGCCGCUUUCGGUGCCGCAUUCAAAGCUGCUGGACUCAGCCCUAGCUUCCGUGUCAAGGAGAUUAGAGACCUUGAAGCCGCUGUCUACCCCGCUGGUAUUAAGUAUCCUUCAGACGGCAAGGAGAGACAGCAAAAGCUGUUCGUUCCUACAUCUCAGGCUGGAUCCGCCAAAGAGAUCACCAUCAAGAACCUUGACGACUUCACCUUCAACAUCUUCCAGACCGUUGGCAGUGUUGAGCGUCCGGUCACCGAGGUGCAGACCCAGAACUUGACCGCUUCUGUCGAGGCUCUGACCACCAAGUUUGGCUGUGCUAAGGAUGAGAUUUCGACCAAGCUCAAGCUCCGUAUCAGCCCUGUCGAUAGCAUCCCUGAGCUUGUUGCUGCUUCUGUCAGCUGUGAAGUCGAGGGCGGCAAGGCCGCUGGUCUUGGAGAUUCAGUUAAGGGUCUCUUCGGAUUUGGAUCUAAGAAGGGCGAUCAAGAACCUCUUGUCGAAGAUGAGGAAGUCGAGACUGUCAAAGAAUCCAGCUCAUCGUCUGCCAGCUCUUCCUCCAGUACCGCCAACGCCAAAUCAAGUGGUUCGGCCACUCCUGAAGCCGACAGCAAGAAGAAGCGCACCGAGACCAUCCCUGUCAAGUUCACCACUGUUGUCAAGGGUCUUCCUCAACCUGCACCUGAAGAGAUCAAGCGCAUGAAGGAGCGUCUCGCUGCCUUUGACCGUUCAGACAUGUCUCGCAUCCAGAGAGAAGAGGCCUUGAACGUUCUCGAAGCAUACACUUACCGCACCAGAGAUUUGCUCGAAAACUCUGACUUCAUUGGUGCCUCGACCGAGGCUGUCAGAGAUCAGUUGACCUCUUUGCUCAGCAGCACUAGCGACUGGCUGUAUGGCGAAGGCUCUUCCGCAAAGGCCGAGGCUUUCAAGAGCAAGCUGAAUGACCUCAAGGCCAUUGUCGACCCCGUCCAGAAGCGUAGAGAGGAAGCUUCAGCACGUCCCGAGAUCCUCAAGACGUUGCAGAGCUCGCUCGACCAGACCAAGUCAAUGGUCGACCUCAUCCGCAAGCAGAUUGCUGAGUCGGUUUCCUCUGCCUCCGAAGCUGCUUUGUCGAGCAGCACAACCGCCGAAGCCAGCCCUAGCCCUAGCUCUGCUGACGAUUUGGACGAUCUCGAAGAACCUGAUGCUUCAUCGACUUCCUCAUCAGCCAAGGCCAGCGAGUCACCUUACUUCUACACUUAUACCGAAGAAGACCUUACAUCCAUUAGCAAGGUCUACGACAGCGUCGCCGAAUGGGUCAAGACCAAGGUGGCCGAGCAAGACAAGCUCCAAGCCUUUGAGGACCCCGCCUUUACAGUCAAGGAAAUCGAAACCAAGGCUAAGGAGCUCAACAAGGCACUCAUGGACGUGGUGACCAAGAAAAUGCAGAUGCCUAAGCGCAGCACUAGCAGCAGCUCUAAGAAGCCUAAGGCUACUAAGAGCAAGAAGGCAAAGUCGAGCAGUGAGACGUCGUCGGCGUCAGAGUCUGCUUCUGCAAGCCCUUCUGUUGUGGUUGAGGAGCCUGAAAAGCCUAUCGAGCAUGAAGAGUUGUAG
Aureobasidium melanogenum CBS 110374 is the source of this 2901-nucleotide messenger RNA. RefSeq names its product actin-like ATPase domain-containing protein. Lineage: Eukaryota; Fungi; Ascomycota; Dothideomycetes; Dothideales; Saccotheciaceae. Bases 1 to 2901 code for a protein of 966 amino acids. Gene Ontology annotation, molecular function: ATP binding; ATP-dependent protein folding chaperone. The transcript has a single exon. The record is from RefSeq and is a predicted model, not a curated record. Gene Ontology annotation, biological process: endoplasmic reticulum unfolded protein response; negative regulation of hypoxia-induced intrinsic apoptotic signaling pathway; cellular response to hypoxia. Gene Ontology annotation, cellular component: endoplasmic reticulum chaperone complex.